GAAUUCCCGACCAGGGAGUCAAGGGUUUCGCGUAUAGGACAAGGUCUGCACGUAACACCGACCCUGCAGCAAGAAUAUCCACAACACUGGUCGAGGGUCUGGACGUCAGAAAGCUCUCCUGACCCCGGCCGGAAUCUGGCUUUUUUGUACAUUGACUUGUCGGCGAUGGGAAAACACCUUCCUACCUGGCACUGUUUCUUGUGCGAGAUUUUGAACAUUGCCAGUUAGCAGCAACCGUCGCAUUCCAGGGGCGGAAUUACCGACUCGCCGAGAUUCAAUGACGUCGACGAAUGACGCAAGGAUCAACCAUUGUUGCUCCAGCAAGGCAGAAGAAUUAACUCCAGUUGGCUGCCUGGUGUUUAAAAAAGGCGAAAGGUUAUCUUUGCCUCCGGGGGAUCCUCGAGAAUUCGCGAGAAACAGCUGAAGUGAUUCGAAGACAGCCAGUUAAUUCCUAAUUAUUCUACUCAAAGGCAUACAACCAGCAUGGCAGACCAUUCGACCCUAAUUGGAACCUCCCAGGUCCUGGGAAUCACGGCUUCUGGAGUCCUAGCCGGGGGCAUCCUCAACUUUUCCGUUGCACUCGUUCCAACCCUCAUUCUGCCGGGGGCUACCAGCAAACGUACUUUCGACUCUUCCUUCCAGCCAGGCACACCAGUCUCCCACAUCGCCUCGCAAUGGCACCAUGCAUAUGGCAUCGGUAAAUCGAUCGUCCCGCUCGCCUCCUUGAUCACCGCCUCAGUAUACACCUACUUGUCGUACCACUUCCGGCAAGGCACACUCACUCGUCAGGGAAACGUCGUCGCUGCAAACUACUACUUGCUCGCCGCCCUGUUUACCAUUGCUCCCGUCCCAUUCACUCUCCUAAUCAUGAAACCCACCAACAACAAGUUAAUCGCCAAGGCAAAAUCUGCAGAAACCGAGGGCCUGGUUGCGCAGAAGGAGAAGGAUGUUCAGGGUGAACUGAGGGCUUCUAGAGAUGAGGCUGAGGUCCAGAGCUGGUUGAAGACUUGGUCCCGCUUGAAUGUUGUGAGAGGAUUGUUCCCUCUUGUGGGAACAAUUUGUGCUGCUAUGGCCAUCAUUUCAUAAGUUCUUUAUCGGCAGUCAUGCUUCCUGCUUUUCGAUGCAUUGGAGCAAAGGGGUGUAAGGGAUAACACAUAAUGAACCUUAUCUUAUUGUUAAGAUGUUAUGGAGCACCGUGAAUAAAUUAAACAAUUGACUAUGGUGAACUUGGGGCACCGAUUAGCCUAAUUGAUCGGCCAUCAAAGUGCAUGUCUAUUAUAAAAAGGCAGAUUGUAAAUUCGAACACAGAGAAUAGCCUCCUUAUCCUUGUGACGAUUAUUGCUGUCCGGGAGUAAUAGGGGCAGGGCGAUGCAUUAAAUACACCGGAACUGGCAACGGAGCAUUGUGUUGCAAAUGCCUGUGGAAGUCUAAGGUAGGAAAGCCAAAAUUCGCCUUUGAAUCAUUAAGUUGGGGAAGAGCUUUGGGUCCAAGAAACCGCCGUGUUCUUCAAGAUAGACUCGCUCGAUGUCCUCUCACACAGUCGAAAAGACCCCCAAAAACAUGAGAGAGGCUAUUUUAUGAGAAUUUGCUUUCACGAUCUGUUUCACCACCGACACUCGUGUCGUCCGUUUCGUCUCUUUCGAUCGUCGCCCACAUAUUACUACUUUCGGCCGUGGACUCAUCUGUGUGCUGAGCAUUGGGGUCUGUUUUUUGGGCCGUCACAAACCCGACAUUCUUCCCGCUACUUGAAUGUAGUCGGGUUUCUUCAAGGACAUCACCAUUCCAAGGCUUGCAUUGCUUGACAAUCUCUCCACAGCGGAGACACAUCCAACCUUCCCCUUCUUCGGCUUCGAGCUUUUGCGCAAUACAAGCAAAACAAUAUAUGCACCCACAUGGUAUUGCUUCGUAAGGGUUUGUGAUAUCUGUUUGGGCCGACCCGAUUAUACCACCAGAUGCGCCGCCCACAGCCAUUACGUCAGAUUCCGACGAUGCCGUAGGAUUCUGCUCUUGAUAACAGAUUGCGCAUGUUCUUUCCGGUAAAAAGCCUAGUGGUCCGUGGUUUUUGGCAUCCUCGUCCCCUUCGUCCUUUACACGAAGGGAAGAGACUGUCUUUUUCCAUGCCCUCGAAAGCCAACGCCGCCAGCGGCCAAUACCAACAAGAGGUAAUAGAAAUAGAAGGAACUCAGUGAAGGCAUGCCAAACAAGUUGACGAUUAAGGUAUUCAAAUGAUACCUCGCGGCUAACUUGCAUCGAUGGUGGAGUUAACCGCAUUCUCAAAAGACGGUCAACCAAUGUUCGGUAUCGUCCAUUGAUAAGAAAAACAAGAAAGGAUACCAAUGCUGCCAUUGAAUGA
This is a messenger RNA of Coccidioides immitis RS, 2353 nucleotides long. RefSeq lists its product as uncharacterized. The transcript has 2 exons. Lineage: Eukaryota; Fungi; Ascomycota; Eurotiomycetes; Onygenales; Onygenaceae. The coding region runs from base 484 to 1086 and encodes 200 amino acids. The record is from RefSeq and is a predicted model, not a curated record.